This is a messenger RNA of Paramecium sonneborni, 1019 nucleotides long. The record is from the annotation of a GenBank genome assembly. NCBI's taxonomy places the organism in Eukaryota, Ciliophora, Oligohymenophorea, Peniculida, Parameciidae.
AUGAAGUCGAACAAUGAAAACAAUUAUGUACGAGUAUCAUACAAUAACUUUGUAACAACACGUAAUCGAUAAUUUGGAAAUGAAAUAACAAACAUCUAACGUCAACCAACUCGAUCUACAUCAUAAUUCAUCUGUUCUAAACCAAUGUUAAAAAUUGAAGAAGAAACACCUCUCCCUGUUCCUGAAUUAGUAAAUCCAUAUGUUGGUGAUAUUUUUGAAUAUCUACGUGUUAAUCAAUAGAAAUUCAUGUGUUAGACACCAUUUUACAUGAACUUACAAUUAGACAUUACUAAUUAGAUGCGUUCAAUUCUAAUUGAUUGGCUUGUCGAUGUACAUCUUAAAUUUAAAUUACAAUCUGAAACACUCUAUAUAACCAUCAAUCUAAUUGAUCGUUAUCUUGCCAAAAAUACAAUCAUGCGAAAUAAACUCUAAUUAGUAGGAAUUGCUUCACUCUUCAUUGCAUCUAAAUAUGAAGAAAUCUAUGCUCCAGAACUUAAAGACUUUGUCUGCGUUUGUGAUAAUGCUUACACAAAAGAAGAAAUAUUAGGUAUUUAUCAACCUUAUUAUUAUACCAGAAAUGGAAAGUAAAAUUUUAUUGACCAUCCAGUUCCACUUGACCUUCAUAUCCCCACUCAAAUUUCUAGAAAGAUAAAUUACAGGAGCCAAUCUCUGCGAUAAAAUCAACUUUGCAUCUAGAAUGAUCCUAGAAUUAUCACUACUAGAUAUCAGAUGUCUCAAGUAUUCUUAUACCUUUCUAUAUUAAGAUUUUCAUCUUCCCUAUUAGCCACCACUGCCAUUCUAUUAGCUAUUAAUUUACUUCGAUCUCCAUAAGUACUACCUUCAUCGCUUCAUUAUGUUGAUAAUCAAGAAGAUCUUAGACAAUGUUUAUAAGAGUUCCUUCCAGUCAUCAAAUUAUUAUAAAGUACUAACAUGACCGCUAUUAAAAGAAAAUAUACUCUUGACAAAUUCAAUAAGAUUGCUGAAUAAAUCAUGACAAUCUUACAUAAUUAAAAAUGAAC